AGGCAUCGCGAAAAACGGCCUUUCCGUUGCGAGGGCAUCAUUGGCAUUGCCUUCCCGCCCCGCCCUCUUCACUCUCUCUCACUCAUCCGCUCUGCCCUCUCGGCAGAUCUGACGGCGAUGCAGCACCCUCAGCAGCAGACCGACCAGCAGCAGGCCGACCAGCAGCAGGAGCAGCAAAGCCAGAAUCAGGAGCAGCAUCCCUUCGUGUACAUCUUUCUCGGCCGCCGCACCUUCUACCUUCUCAGCCUCAAUGACAUCCUGCGGCUGAGGAAGAUCUGCAGAUGGCUCAAAGAGCUCUUCGGAGCGCUUCAGCUGCGGCAGCGACUCAGCCAUUCGCUCUGCACACAGGCGGGGCCGCGGCGGACUGCCAACGGACAGCAGCUCCUGACAUUCGACGAGCAGCAGAUGGGUGUGGGUGACCUGCUGGCGGCGCUGUGUGUGACGGAGGCGGGCGGCUGAAGUGAGAUGAGCGAGGUCAUUGAGCUGGCGGGGCAGUGCGGCCGCUGCCAGCUGCCUGUGAGGCUCACGGCGACCGAUCUGCACCGAUACCCAAACAAGACGGUAAGCCAACCGAGGGAGGGAGGGAGGGAGGGAGGCAGAGACAAUGGCUCUCAAUGGGUGUGUGUGUGGUGUGUGCAGGCGUAUUUGGCCGAUCCCCGUGUGUUGGCUCAGCUCAAGAUGGUCGGCCGCCACAUCGACUUCGGCAACGGGGUGACCUUCCAGCUGUUCCACCACGGCAACACACUGCGGGCCGUCAAGGACCAGGACGGCUUCGAGAUGGACAUCAACCCGCCCCUCCCUGCCAACCACCCCUACCAGCAGCACCGACAGCAGCACAACCCGCCCGUCCGCAGCAGGAUCACAUUUGUCCCGGCCUUGGGCUGGCACAUGAGUUUGUCCAGGCCUCUGGCCUACUCAUCUGUGUCGUCGUGUGUCAAGAACAUCGUCAUCAAACACUUCGAGGUGACUCACCAGAUCAACUUCACUAGGCGUACUAUCCACAGGUGAGGCGGGGCAUCACUCUGUGUGUACUUUGCCACGACAGACGAGUGUGUAUGUUAUGUGUGUGUGUGUCAGGCAUGUCGACAACAACCGGCUGGACACCCUGCUGACACAGUCCCCCCACACACCAGUCGCCGGAUGCACCACCACCACAUCAUACCGCACCACUGCCGGCUUCACUUCUCGUAGUCUCGUCCUGACCGGCGCAAGCCACUCGUUCGUGGCAUGGAUCUACAUCGUCGAAGCCUCCUUUUACAACUUCGGUCAGCCCAUUCACAACUUCGGUCAGCCCAGCACGGCACAGCGAGGGGGGGGGAGGGAGGGGGAAAAGCACACACACAAGACACACACAGCACUCACUCUCGUCUGCUGUGCUUUCCUGUCAUUCGUUUGCAGUGAUUGUGUGGGUCCACACGACCGAGCCGGCUGUGUCUGGUGUGGGCGGUGCCUUCAAGGACCGCUUCCCUCAGACGACUCGGCUGGCGCGUGUGGUGCUGGGUACCAUCAUCUCAGCCAUGGUCUUCGGCCAAUAAACAGCUGAGGUGUGCACCAAACACGACUGACACGAGCAGAAGAUGCGCACGCACGCACUUCUAUAUCCUCCGUGUGUCAGGUUGGGCGGUGGUGUCAUGCCGGCCCACAACAGUGCAGACGUGUUGUGAUCGGGGUGCAUGGGGGUGGGUGGGCGAUUGAUUUUCGACUGCGUGACUGCAUUGUAACUGUCUGUGCGCGACAUAUGUGCUGUUGCAUGUGUUUCACAGUCGUUGCCCCUUCAGACAGACAGACACAAAGACAGACAGACAGACCGCUCGUUGUCCACGGGAUCGAUACGUGUGGAUGCAUUCAUUCACAUCUCUUUCUGUCCCGGUGGAGCAGCCAACGCGUGUGUACAUGGGUGCGGCUCCCUCUCUGUAUUCAUGUGGGCC
Molecule: messenger RNA, 1928 nt
Organism: Vitrella brassicaformis
Lineage: Eukaryota; Vitrellaceae
Source: the annotation of a GenBank genome assembly